UGUCCUGGUGUCCCCAAGGUGUCCCCGCCAUGGCGUUUGGGGCGGUGCUGGCACAGGUGGGGGCCCUGGGCCGGUUCCAGGUGCUGCAGACGGCCCUGCUGUCCGUGCCCAUCCUGCUCAUGGCGAGCCACAACCUGCUGCAGAACUUCACGGCCGCCGUCCCCCCGCACCGCUGCCGCCUCCCUGGGGCCACCCCCGACGGCAACUCGGGGGACUCCGGCACCUCGGGGUCACCCGAUGCCACCCCGGGGUCCCCCGGUGCCACCCGUGUGACCCUCGAUGCCACCCCGGGGCUCCCCGAUGCCACCCCGAGGUCCCCCGGUGGCCCCCGUGUCCAGCCCGGUGACGCCUCCAACGGCACCCUGGGGCCCGCGGGUGCCAUGCUGGGGUGGCCCAACGUCACCCUGGGGUCCCUCGAUGCCACCCUGGGGUCCUGCCAGCGCUACGUGGCCCCCGCCAACGGCAGCGGCGGCCCCCGGGCCACGGAGCCCUGUCACGACGGGUGGGAGUACGACCGCAGCGUCUACGUGGCCACCAUCGUCACCGAGUGGGACCUGGUGUGUGGCUACCGGCAGCUGCGGCAGAUGGCCCAGUCCAUCUACAUGGCCGGGGUCCUGGUGGGCGCCCUGGUCCUGGGGGGCCUCUCGGACAGGUUUGGGCGCAAGGCCAUGUUGAUGUGGUCCUACCUGCAGCUGGGGGUGAUGGGGACGUGCACGGCCUUCGCCCCCAACUACGCGUCCUACUGCGUGUUCCGCUUCGCCGGCGGGAUGGCCCUGUCCGGCUUCGGCCUCAGCAUCGCCUGCCUCGUGGUGGAGUGGAUCCCCACGCCCUACCGUGCCAUCACCGUGGCCAUCACCGGCUUCGCCUACACCCUGGGCCAGAUCAUCCUGGCCGGCGUGGCCUACGCCGUCCCCCACUGGCGCUGGCUCCAGCUCGCCGUGUCCCUGCCCUUCUUCGUCUUCCUCCUCUACUCCUGGUGGCUGGCGGAGUCGGCGCGGUGGCUCGUGCUCUCGGGCAGGGCCGAGCGGGCCGUGAAGGUCCUGCGGCGCGUGGCCGCCGUCAACGGCAGGAAGGAGGAGGGCGAGAAGAUCACGGUGGAGGUGAGGUGGCCCCCUCAGGGGUGGGGGUG
Messenger RNA from Corapipo altera (White-ruffed manakin), 1129 nucleotides. Its product is annotated as solute carrier family 22 member 6-A-like. The transcript is spliced from 5 exons. The record is from RefSeq and is a predicted model, not a curated record. Lineage: Eukaryota; Metazoa; Chordata; Aves; Passeriformes; Pipridae. Gene Ontology annotation, molecular function: transmembrane transporter activity. The annotation marks the transcript as partial. Gene Ontology annotation, cellular component: membrane. Gene Ontology annotation, biological process: transmembrane transport.